Molecule: messenger RNA, 603 nt
Organism: Penicillium egyptiacum
Lineage: Eukaryota; Fungi; Ascomycota; Eurotiomycetes; Eurotiales; Aspergillaceae
Source: the annotation of a GenBank genome assembly
AUGACUCCAGCUGCCCAGUAUCUCAUCACGCACAGCUUCUGGCGCCACAACUACGAUGUCAGCACGACAAACAAAACACACCUCUUCCACGUCGCCAACUCCUCCUUCACACCAGGAAAGCCGGAUCUUACUUUCCACCGCACCUCCGACUCCAAUGGGCCCAUUGUGGGAGUGUGUAAGUUCCGGCACUUCUCCUCAGACUGUGAGAUUGGUCUAGGGGACCCCGAACGGCCCAACAAAAUGGAUUGGGAAUACCUGCACAAGCGAGGCUUUACGAAGCGCAUAUAUUGGUUCCAUAUGCAGCUAGACGACGGCACAAAGCAAACUUUUACCUGGAAACGAACACACUCGCUUGGCAGUGGUUAUGAAAACCAUAAACUAGUCGAGGAGACCAGCCAGACUGUCGUGGCGGUCUUUUCUUCCGGCGGCAUCUUCUCCAAAACAACCGGUUACUUGGAUAUAUACUUAAAUCUGGGGCCGCGUUUCUACCUUAUGGCACUUAUCUCGGGAAUCGCCUUGAUCGAGAAGGGGAGGCGCGCCAAACAGACCACGGCGGUGUCGGGUGCUGCUGCAGGUGGGGGUGCGGCAGGAUCAUGUUGUUAG